This is a messenger RNA of Octodon degus (degu), 2844 nucleotides long. RefSeq names its product isthmin 2 (gene Ism2). Lineage: Eukaryota; Metazoa; Chordata; Mammalia; Rodentia; Octodontidae. The record is from RefSeq and is a predicted model, not a curated record. Bases 182 to 1645 code for a protein of 487 amino acids. The transcript is spliced from 6 exons.
GAGGGGCCCCUCCAGAGAGCGCGAGACACGCAAGCAGGGCCGCGGAGAGAACGUGCGAGGCACCCUCCUCCUGGCGCGCGCGCCACGCGAGGUCCCGGUGCCGCUCUUCUGCCCUGCAGGGAGCGAGGCAGGGCGCGCCCGGCCCGCCCUGGGCGCCGCGAGCUGCGGCGGGAGCGACACGAUGCGUCCUGUUCCGGGCCGCGCCGCACUCCUGCUCCGCGCCGUGCUGUUGGCUGCGCUGCUGGCGGCCGGCCCGGGGCUCCCCCUGCGGAAGCCGCCGGGCCCUGGACCCCGGCGCAGGAGCCAUGCGGGGCUGACGGAGACCCCUGCCUCCCUCGCUAGGGAAGAGUUGGCACUGCUGCUGAUCCCUGGAACCCACCUGCAAACCUCGAAGUCCAGGCACAAGCACCAGAUUCUUUCAGAGCCAGCAGCUCUAGCCCCAGGCAAGGCCACCCCUCCUGGGGCCCUGGAGGACACGCCUUUGCUGCUGGAGCUGCAGAAGCUGCCAGAAUUGGCUGACACAGACUUGAGCGCCCCAAACCCCAACAUCCAGGUGACUAUUGAGGUGGUGGAGGAUGCCCAGGCUGAGGUGGAGAUGGACCUGCUGGCCGAGCCUAGCAAUCGCUUGCCCCAGGACAAUCCUAGGUGGCAGCCCACCAAAGAGCUCUUCUGGCCCCUCUUCUGGGGCUACCUGGAGGGUGAAGAGGGGGCCACUAGCCUCAAGGGUGGAGCCCCCAGGAGAAAGGAAGAGGAAAAGGAGCAGCACCUUGCAGAGCACAGAGAGCCUGAGGACCAGGAGGGCAAUGAGGAUGAGGAAGAGGAGCCAUGGUCCAGCGGGGCCACAGGCCGCUGGGCCCAGCACUGGCGGGACCCUGGGGACUGGGCCUUUGAGGAGCCAGACCACUAUGACUAUGAGCCCCAGGAGGAGUGGAGUCCAUGGUCCCCCUGCAGUGGGAGGUGCAGCAGUGGCAGCCAGCAGAGGACUCGGCCCUGUGGCUAUGCCUGCACUGCCACUGAGUCCCGAAUCUGCAACCUGCCCCCUUGUCCUGGUGCUGAGGACGAGGACACUUUCCCCAGCGAGGGGUUGCAGCCCCCAGCCUACCGUACUAUGGACAUGCUUGGCCCAGAUGUGGACAGCUGUGAGAAGUGGCUGAACUGCAAGAGCGACUUCCUAACCAAGUACCUGAGCCAGGUGCUGCAGGACUUGCCUAGCUGCCCCUGCGCCUAUCCGCUGGAGGCCGUGUCCAGGGCAGUGAGCUUGCAGGAUGAGCGCCGGGGCCGCAGCUUCCGGUGGAGGGAUGCCAGCGGCCCGCGCGAGCGCCUGGACGUGUACCAGCCCACAGCGCGCUUCUGCCUGCGCUCGCUGCUGUCAGGCGAGAGCAGCACCCUGGCGGCCCAGCACUGCUGCUACGACGAGGGCAGCCGGCUGCUGACCCGAGGCAAGGGUGCCGGCGCGCCUAACCUGAUCAGCACUGACUUCUCCCCGGAGCUGCACUUCAAAGUGGACACGCUGCCCUGGAUCCUGUGCAAGGGGGACUGGAGCCGCUACCACGCAGUGCGGCCGCCCAACAAUGGCCGGGCCUGCGCUGACAACCCCCCUGAGGAGGAGUACCUGGCACAGUUGCGGGAGGCCAAGGAGUACUAAGGAAGGCUGCGAGUGGGAGAACCGCGCUCCUAGCCCUGCUCCCCGCCCUUGUCCAAGCUCAGCCAGGGGAGGUUGUCUGGUGCUGCAUAGCCCCUGAUUGUGACCUCUAGGCAGGUCAGGCACAGGCACUCCCUGGGUGUGUGGUGGGGGAGAAAGCUGGGUGUACAGGGCCGUCGGGGGGGGGGAGUUGGAAAUGUGUGUACACUCGUGUUUCUUAGGGCCUCCUCUCUUGACUGCAUGGCAAAGCUGCCACGCCUGGGCUGUCUUGUCCUGGCUGUGCACACAGGGAUGACCAGAGCAUUCCGGACACAUCCUGAUUGCCAGGAGCUGCAGCAGGCAUCUCAGACUCUCAUCCCAGCUGAGCAGGGAAUGAGGGGACAAUAAGAAGAGCCACUCCUUUCAUCUGGCCCUACAGCUGCCCCUUGCCAAGUGAUAUCAGGGAGUGAUGGCGCUUCCUUAACUGGGUGGGGCCCCUCUCAUCCCUCCCCCACUAGGAACCACUGCGGAAGGGGUGUCUUAGCUCGAGGCUGCCCCCUUCUGGAGGACACAUCAGCCUGAGACCUGAGUAGCCAGAGGGGCACAGACGGGGUCACCCAAUUCUGAUUCCUCUCCUUUAUUCAGCACCUUGUGUUCUACCCAGUAGGAGGGAUUGGCAGGGCUCAGGAUGGGCUUAGGGCUCAUGGGCUUGAGUGCCUGUAGUGAAUGCAAACCAGCAGUCCAUUCGAGGGGCCCGAUUGGGAGCAUUUGGGUAGUUUCUGUUGGAUCUAUGUGGCUGUGGUGUCACCCAACACACUGACACAGAGCUGGGAGGAAAAGGCAGCUCUCUGAGUAUAUCCUGUUCCUCUUACUGGCCUCUGGCAUCACCCAAACCACACUUCCUUGACUUUUAGGGGGAUGAAAUGUCAAAACCCCAUCUGUCCCUGUUCACUAAAAGGUAAAGGACUUGGGUUCUAGUCUCUAAACAGCUGCCCUGAAGCUCUUGGGGAUCCUCAGCAAUAAAGCACUUUAUUUUCCAGUUCUGUCUCAUGGAGGAUGGGGCGUAGGGAACCUUUGCUUACCACACAGACCAAAGCUCUCAAAUGUUGCUUUUGUAAUUGCCCAGUGCACAGCUGGCUUGUUUUGUGAAACACCUGGGCAGACCAGGAGUGGGGAGUGAGCCUGCAACAUACAUAGUGGGCUGCCUUCAAGACUAAGAGGAA